Molecule: messenger RNA, 7193 nt
Organism: Epinephelus lanceolatus (giant grouper)
Lineage: Eukaryota; Metazoa; Chordata; Actinopteri; Perciformes; Serranidae
Gene: fbxl16
Product: F-box and leucine-rich repeat protein 16
Biological process (GO): SCF-dependent proteasomal ubiquitin-dependent protein catabolic process
Cellular component (GO): SCF ubiquitin ligase complex
Molecular function (GO): protein binding
Source: RefSeq, a predicted model, not a curated record
CAUACAACAAACUUGUACAUUUAUAGUUUAUUCAGAUUUUUUGUAGUUUAUGUAGAACAAGUGUUCAAUUUUGUUAUAGAUUGCUACUGAUUAUUUUACCAAGAAAAGAAAAGAAAGGAAAACAAAAAGAAAAGAGAAUCCUGACAGAAAUUGGUUUGCAUUGUAUAGCAAAUGGCACUAUUUUUAAUUUAAUGUAAUUUUCUUUUUAAAAAAAAACAAAAAAAAAACACAGGUGUAGUUCUGCGGUGGCAAUCUGGGUCAUUCGCAACUGCACUGCUUGUACUGUCUACAUUUACGCCCCUGCUGUUCACUAGCUGAUGCACAGAAUGUAUUUUAACUACGAAUGUAGAAUAACACUGUGAGAAGAUAACCAUUCAUAACCAUACAUUUGAAAUUAAUACAUUUAUUGUGUCUAUAUUACACCAGUUGAGCAACAGCUUCUGCUCAGGUGAAGCAUCAUUACAUGGACAAAUAAUGUAGGUUUGUUUAUGAUUAUAAUUACAUGUAAAUGAUCAUUCAGGACAGCACUGCAUGUGGUAGCAUAGCAUUAUUUUAAGGAAGAGAUAGGGGACAUUUUGAGCAUUGAGGGGAAUGUGUCUUUUCCAAUAUAUAUUAAAACUACUAUUAUACAAACUUGCUGUAGUUGUUUUAGUAGCAGUGUUUGUUUAGUCAGUUUACAAUUGUGGAGAUAAGGGUUUUAUUGUGAAGAGCCGGAUGUCCUGUUAUUGUUGCUUCUGGUGGAUCACAGGCAGCAGCAGAGCUCGCAGAUGCUUCAGCAUCCCUGCCUCCCUGCCUGAAAGAGACACCACAGCCACAUGACAUAACAGACGGAGGAAUGGUUCCCAAUGUUGAACAUGUCCACCCCCAGCGAGCUGAAGUCUCCCUGCGUGACUCGCAACGGUAUGGUGAAGUUGCCCCCCAGUCAGCCCAACGGUCUGGGAAGUGCGAGUAUCACCAAGGGGACACCUGCUGCCAAGAACCGUCUGUGCCAGUCCUCCUCGGUACCCUCCAUCCUGCCUCCUCCACCGUCCUCCCUUCCCUACCACCACCACCACCACCUGGACGGCUCUGGCAUGCCCAACUCAGCAGCCUCUCUCCUCGGCUCUGACAUGGAGCCUGGAAAGCCUCUGAUGGGCUUGAAGCCAUCCCUUCGCCAGCUUCCCCCUCUCACUCUACCCAAACCCAUGCUGCUGGAACGCCAGCUCGUCCUGGAUGAGAAGCUGCUCAACCGAUUGCUCUGGUACUUCACCACAGCUGAAAAAUGUGUGCUGGCGCAGGUAUGCAAGACAUGGCGUAAAGUGCUGUACCAGCCCAAGUUCUGGGAGGGUGUGACACCCAUCCUGCAUGCUAAGGAGCUAUAUACCCUGCUGCCCAACGGGGAGAAGGAGUUUGUCAGUCUGCAGGCCUUCGCCUUGCGUGGAUUCCAGUCUUUCUGCUUAGUGGGCGUCUCAGACCUGGACAUUUGUGAGUUCAUCGACAACUACCCCCUGUCCAAGAAAGGUGUUCGCUCAGUCAGUCUCAAGAGGUCCACCAUCACAGAUGCUGGUUUGGAGGUCAUGUUGGAGCAAAUGCAAGGCCUGAUGCACCUUGAACUGUCGGGCUGUAACGACUUCACAGAGGCUGGCUUGUGGUCCAGUCUGAAUGCCCGUCUAACUUCCCUCAGCGUCAGUGACUGCAUCAAUGUGGCCGAUGACGCCAUUGCUGCUAUCUCACAGCUCCUACCCAACCUAUCAGAGUUGAGCCUGCAGGCCUACCACGUCACUGACACGGCCAUGGCUUAUUUCACAGCCAAACAGGGUUACACCACCCACACUCUGCGGCUUCACUCCUGCUGGGAGAUCACCAAUCAUGGUGUGGUCAACAUGGUGCACAGCCUUCCCAACCUGACUGCCCUCAGCCUCUCCGGCUGCUCCAAGAUCACUGACGAUGGUGUGGAGCUGGUUGCUGAGAACCUGCGUAAGCUCCGCAGCCUGGACUUGUCCUGGUGCCCUCGGAUCACUGACAUGGCCCUGGAGUACAUAGCCUGUGACCUGCAUAAACUGGAAGAACUGGUGCUGGACAGGUGUGUGCGGAUCACAGACACUGGGUUGGGCUACUUGUCCACCAUGUCAUCAUUAAGGAGCCUCUAUCUGCGCUGGUGCUGUCAGGUGCAAGAUUUUGGACUGCAGCAUUUGUUUGGAAUGAGGAGUCUUCGCCUGUUGUCUCUUGCAGGCUGCCCCCUGCUGACCACCACCGGUCUGUCAGGCCUCAUCCAGCUGCAGGAACUGGAGGAGCUGGAGCUGACCAAUUGCCCCGGAGCCACCGCAGAGCUCUUCAAAUAUUACUCCCAGCACCUGCCCCACUGCAUGGUCAUUGAGUAAGACCACUGACCCACCCCACUGACCGACCGACCGACCGCCAUACUUCUACCUUCCUCCUCCUUACUCGUCCUCACUCCUUUCUCAAAUGCUAACCGGGAGACUGAACUGCUCCUAUCGUACCACCAUUCCUCAUUACCUCCUCUCCCCUCCCUUGCCCGUCUUCCUCCAUACCCCAUUGAGUAGACUGACCCACAGGCGGACAGAGAGGCAGGAAGGCAGAUGAUGGUACAUGCCAGACCCAGAGGAUGAUGGGAUGGCAUUCGAGCUUCAUUUCAGAAGAUGCCAGAGCGAGGAGCUUGGUGUGACGUCUUGUCUGACAGCAAGUUUCUUUUUCAGAAUCAACAUAAGGUUUGACGAAGGAGAGCUUCUCUAAAGACUAUGAUGAUUUUUUUUUAAGCUGAAUGGAUACUGAAGGGAGCGACGUGCACAUAUCCAGAUGAAGCGUAGAGGAAUUAGGAAAAGGGAAAUAAAGACUUUUGUGUUUGAGCUGAUACGGUGGAACUCACACAUGCGCUCAUACACUGUAAACACACUCACACACAUACUGUAUAUGGUAAGUGAAACAAAUGUAAGUCCUCAAGACCAUGAGUACUGACGUUUCUAUUUCCAUCACUCUGUGUAAUAUAACUGCUGUUAUUUUUUUUCUUAGAGGGUAUCAAAGGUUCAGUUUCCUCUUGUUUAGAGAGAGACACCAUAUGCCAGCUGGAGAACUGGGAAUCAGAGAGGACUAAAGAUGCAGUUCAGGAAGCAGAUGACAGGGACGGAACUUCUCUCUCUCUCUCUCUCUCUCUCUCUCUCUUUUUCUCUCUCUUCCUCUGCGUAUGAAGUGUGCGUCAUGAACUCACAGGUUCCCGUCUUUUUGGGAUACCACCACCUUUUUCCAUUUCUGUGUCUUAUAAGAAAAACAAAAAAGGAGAAUAUUUGAAAAACAACAGUUUACAUUUUUUUGUUUUGGAGUUGAUUGGCUCAUUAUGUCACUCUUUUUCCCCUCUCUGCUUCAUUUUUUGUACACAUAUUUAAUUUACAGAUCUGGAGGAUAAGCUGUCGUAAACUGUGAAUGUUGUGUUUUUAAAGGGGAAAUGUGUUGCUGAGGCAGUGUAACAUGAACAAGCAGUAAGUCAAAUGGAAAGCAAAGCGUGCAGAAAGUAUCUGACUUUAAUGCUUGAGAGUGUCUGCUCAAAUAAUGAAUAGGAAAUAAUGAAUGAAAAAACAAGGCGACUGUGGGGCUUAAAGCAACAGUAACGACUUAGUAUUUCAGGACUCAAACUAACAAAUAACUUCAGUUAACGGGGAGAUUUGCAAGCAGCUUUUCUGUUGGUGGGGUAGAUUUACCCAAAUUGGGCGGAAAUCUGGUUUUGGAAUUCUUCCUCUCUUCUUUCCAUUUUUGAAAUGCAGAUAGAAACACAUGGUGUUAAGUGUUUGAGUUGUGUGGUUCUGAAGCUGCUAGUGCAUUGUGUGACCCCCUUUUCUAAGGAAGGUAAAAGGGGAGGCAUUUCAUUCAGUAUUUAAUAUUAGAGCGCCGUGUCCACUACAGGCCAGGGACAGACAUAAACAGGAGCUAAGGGUAGGCUAAUGUGUCAGUUUUUGAAAGAUCAUUUAAUUUGUGGGAAUUUUACAAAUUUUCCCACAAACCCAGAGUCAGUGAACCUAAUAGAUUGCCUUUUUAUGUUUAUGUUUGAAGUUAGCCUAGCUUAGCUCAACUAGCUGAUGUCAAUGGGAUCAUGUAACAGCUCUUUUAACACUGGGUUAACACUACAAGACAUUUUUGUCCGUUCAUACAGUCACUAUGUCAGACUAGGCGAUUGUGGAGUCAUAAAAUCUUGCCGUGACUUGGCCGACAGAAAUCCCAGACUACACGUCUUUUCAAAAUUACAAGAGACUUUUAAUUUUGAACGGAUACUGGAAGUGUUGAGUUUGAAAUGACGGCGCAAUGCAUUAAUUUUUCACAGGGCAAACGGGAACUGAUUAAAAAUGAAAAAAAAAAAAAAAAUAGAAAAGGAGGAAAUAAUAAAUAACGGCCCGUUUCUAAUGUAGUCUAUUUCAAAUGAAGCUGGUAGCCUCUGCAGUUGUGGUGAGUAAAAGCCCUGCCACUUUUGUGAAUUUUAUUACUUAUAUCCUUAUUUAUUAUGCUAAAGAUCCUCUGCUGUUUUACGCUAUUAUUUUUCCGUUUCACUCUGUGUGGUAACGUCCCUCGAGGAAAUAUCUAAAAGGCUGGGAUGUUGUUGUCGUCGUACAGUGGUCCACAGCAGCAGACCGUUUGUGUUCUAUUGGUCAAAGUGACGGCUGUGACAGGACAAGUUGUGAAGGACAAAAAGAAAAUCAAACAUGCUAGACCUUCUGUCGGGACGGCAUGAGGUAUUUCAGACGUGGCAUCGGUCAUUGUCUACUAUGACACACCACACGAGAUGAAAUGGUGGAUUAUUAGGUACAAAACUCAUUGUUCACAAUCACUGGGCUAUAAUUGCGCUGAUAUAGUGUAGUGUGAACCCAACCUAAGCAGUUGGCCCUACAAUCGAUGGCUGGUCAAACAGUGCUAAAUGUUUGAAUUCUAACUGACAUUUCACAGCCGUCAUUGAAAUCAUAAUGUUUUUCAAAUCACUGCAAACUGAGAGGUGAGUGUAUUUGAAUCUUAAAACUGAAAAUUGCCUUUUAAAGGCAGACCAGCCUUUGGAAGUAAAUAAAAUGUGAGGAAAAACAAAAAAUAAGCUAAACAAUAAGCUGUCAUUUAGGAGUUUGCUUUUGUUGCUUUUAAAUCUGUUCACAUUAAACAUAAUUGGCAGAAAAAUAGGAUUGGCACUGUACAUUUCUGCAAACCACAGAUACAUUACAUUGAAUGUUGAAACUUUACAUUUCAACAAAGCUGUGGUUAACAUUUGGUUAAGUUUUGGCACAAAGGCACAGGGUUAAGUGUUAGGGGGUUAGGGUUUUUAGGAAAAGAAGUGAUGUACUAAUAUUCCCACUGGAAAAACCCCAUGUUUGGUGCCUAAAAAGCUGUUAUUUGUUCUCUCAUAGUGGUCUGCAGCUUGGCAGGCGUCUCACUGAGGUGUCACACCAUCCAAUGUUCCCUCUACCUCCCAAUGACAAAGUGCUCUCAUAUACUGCAUCAAUUUAGAAAUGCUGAUAUGAUACCUAUGAAAUUUACAAAUGUAAAGUAUUCAUUGUUUACUAAAAUGUACAAGGUCAGCAUUUUCUUCUGCCAACUUGGCUGAAAUAUUUGUUAAUUGGCCAGAUGGGAUAUGUUUGAUGGAACCACAUUGGUCUUGUUGAAUGAUAUGUUUUCUCUUUAUAGUGUACAAUAUUUUGUGCAGUAGCCUUAGACCUGCUUCGCCCCCAUCUAUUGGGCAAGUUGGGAGGAAACCAGCCAUGUUCCCAACAGUAUCACAGAGAAAACUUUACAUUAUUAAAGAUGUUGUGUAUGAUGGGGACUAAUGCAACAUAUACCAACUCUAGUGGCACCCCCAGAAUUGUUUUUUCCUAGGGGUGGAAAUGAAAAUGAAGCCUAAAUGUGAAGCAUUAUUUACCCCACUUCCCAACAAGUUAGAAUGAAUGGUUGGUACCAACAGAUGUUUUAGGCUGUCUAAGAUACCACUACUGUCCCUAGUUUAAAAAAUAGGCGUGCCACAGCCCUGUAAAGACAGUAACGUCCGCCUUCUACUUCUUCUAAACUAUAUUCAGGGUGGUCAUGGCCACCCAUUGAGGGUGCCACUGGGGGUUACACAGUGAAGACUUAAAGCAUAAUUUAGGUUUAUUUCAUCUUGGGUUGAAAACAUACCAACAGGUUAAUCAGAUAUAUUUAGAUGAUAAUGCUGUUUUUUUAGACAUUAGAUUCCACAGCCAUAAACUGAGCUAAGCUAGGCUAAGCUUUAUAUUCACCAUGCCUUUGUACUGCUAAACAAAAGGCAUCUACAAGUGUCUGACUCUGGGUAAGAAGUCAAAAUAGUAAAGUUUUCCAUGAACCAAAGUAUUUAUUAAACAUGGAAAUAAGUUACUGAUGCUUCAAAGGAAAAACAAAUUACUUUAAAGCCAGUAGUCGUGUUUCUUUUCCCGCGAUCUUCUGAUAUUAAAAGGACAAGAAUGAGCCCAACAGUGAGCCACUGUGCUGCUUUUUGCCUCUUGUGUGUCCUCAGAUGUGCUGACUGCCAACUGAAGGGAUUGGAUCAGUGUCAGCCAGUGUUAGGUUGUGCCAAAUGCAUCCGCAGCAGCACAUAAAAUGUGGCUGGUUGCCUCUAGCUGAUCGCUGACUACACUGAAACGGACUGAGCGUGUACUGUACGGACAUGGCGGACCAUGCAUGAUUUUAGUUGGUCUGCAUUGUGUUUCAGGAAGGCUCAUUUUAGAGGUUGUUCUGAAUCUCUUCAUUGUACAUAAGUAUAUUUAUUUAUUUAUCUAUUUAUUUAAAUUAAUUUGUGUCUUAUUUACGUGAUUUAUUUAUUGAAGAGACAUUCUUCUGAGGAUUUUGUUUCAUGGAACUUGCUUCAAAUUUGGGCCUGAAUUAGCUUAUGCAUUGAUUGUUGUUGUUUUUUUUUUUAAAUUAUAAUUAUGAUUUUCUGACAUUUCAGACCCCGAAGUGAAAUAAUCUACUUAUUACACAUUUAACAUACUCUUUUAGACACCAGUGACAAUUAACAUCAUUAACACUGACUUAAAGUUUUUAAAUCUUCAUAAUGCGCAAGGGUAUAUUUUCCUCUGUGCAAGUGUUUGUCAACUUUGUAUUGCUGUCGGGUCCGUCACUAAGAAUAAGGGGGCAAACAGUGGUGAUAAGUUAUAUUUCCUGUCAUUGUCCUGAAUGUGGAAAUACAGAGUAUGAUAUACAUAAAAGCAUUUGAAGUCUGA